Messenger RNA from Anas platyrhynchos (mallard), 9889 nucleotides. Its product is annotated as KIAA1549 like. NCBI's taxonomy places the organism in Eukaryota, Metazoa, Chordata, Aves, Anseriformes, Anatidae. The record is from RefSeq and is a predicted model, not a curated record.
GCAGCCGCGUCCCUGCCAUCUUCCCUUUGUGGCAGCCGCUCGCAGCUCAUUGUGCCCGGAGCCAAUUAGCGCCGCGAGGCCGGACCGCCCGAAGCGGCACCGGGGGCCCUGAGGCGCCCACCGAGGGCUGGGUCCCGGCGACAGCGCCGCCCCCGCCCUUCGCUCCCCGCCUCCCCUCGCUCUGAGGGCGGGCGGCGGGGCCGGGGCUGGCGGCGCGGGGGGCGCUUUGUGGCGGAGCUGCAGCUGAGGAGGGGCACGGGCAGCGCGUCCUGCGGCUGCGGCCGCCGGCGCCAUGCGGAGCCCCCCGCUCCUCCUCCUCCUCCUCCUCUUUCUCCUGCUGCUGCCGCCGCAGCCCCUGCUCUAGAGAUGUCGCGGCGGCGCGGGGCGCAUCCCCCGGGGCCCGGCUCCGCGCCGCCGCCCCGCGCCCCGCCGGCCCUCGGCGGCCCCCGGAGCCUGGCCGGGGCCGCGGUGCUGCUGCUGCUGCCGGCCGCGCUCAUCGCGCUCGCCCCGGGCGGCCGGGCCGAGCAGGGUAUCAGGCAACAGCGUAUCUACAUUGCUUCUUCAUCAGAAUCUUUUCCGAACUGGAGAUCUAUACUAUCACCAACACGGCCUUCCACAGAAACUAAGACUUCCUCAGUAGCUGAUAUUUCUAUGGGGCAGACUUUGGAGAACGCAAACUUGCUUCAGAUGAUAAAAACAACCCUGACGGGCACACGGACCAGAACUUUGGAUCAAAGUCACCUGUCACCCACCCUCUAUCAAGGCAGUGGGAAUAGCGCAUCCCAGGAGCCCGCUGAAGUUUCUGCCGAGUCGUCUCUGAGGUCGUCAUCUCAAGAUGCAGAUGAAACAGCUGGUGAAUCAGUGUUAUCUGGAGUGUCUUCUGGUGCACUACCUACAGUAGGAACUUCAGAAGCAAAACCACUAACAAGGAAAUCAUCUCCAGCUUCACCAGUGCCAGCUUCUUCCUUCUUUUCGCUCGGCACUGCGAACACACCUUUGCCAUCUGUGAUGGCUUUAAACACUCCGGUACUGACACUAACAAAAAACAACACUGCCACAAAAUUGACCUCAGUCCUGAGCUCGGUAGGAAUACAUGCCGAUCUUCCUUUUGCAACAGGAAACACAGCCGCAUCACCUGUGGACAUGACAGCUAUGUUUAUAACCCCUAAAAGUAGCACUGCCAUGGCUUCCACGCUCGCACCCACAGCACACAUACCACGACAGAUAAAAACAACAGCCACUGACAGCCAGAAAUUCCUAAGCUCAGAAAUCACCAAAACGUCAACCCCGUAUCCACUGACAAUUACAGCAGCUUUGACAUCUAUUACAGCAUCAGCGAAAACCACUAGGCUUCCCCCUACUCGAACGGAAAACACUUCUGCUCCUCCAGAAACAACAGCAGCAGUGGCUUUCGCUAACAUGACAGCAGCUCCUCCCCUGGAUUGCCGCCUCUCCUGGAACCUUAUGGUUAAAACAGUUCUGUUUCUGAACACAAGGAGGAUGAUGAUCAGCAGGUCCUUCAAGGAGAGCGUGACGAAAGGGCUCAACCAAGCGCUGAGACAAGCUUUCAACCAAAAUGUCAGCGCUCAGGUUGAAAUCCUGGAGCAAUCGACUAAUGUCACGGUUGGUUACUAUGUUACGCGGGGGAGAGUGGUUUUUAUACCAGCUGCUGUAAUUGAAAGGCUCAUUGCCUACGGGAUCAGCAACGCCACAGCAGACGUGAAGCAGCACGUGCUGCAUCUUCAGUCCAUUGCAACCCUGGCCGCGCCAUGGAAGCCGCUCCCUGCCUACCACUUCCAGCUGAAGACAGAGCUGCAGUUUGUGGGUCAAACAGACAAUAUCCAGUCAUGCAAAUUUGUUCAGACAAUGGAGCAACGGUUACAGAGAGCAUUUCAGGAUGCUGAAAGAAAGGUUUGGAACACCAGCAACAACCUAACAGUUCAGAUUUUGAAUACCUCCAAUGUCUCCCAAGCUGUCACUCUGUUUUAUGUGGUGAGAAAUCAAAGCACAACUUUAAAUGGCACCACUUCCAGCAACCUUCUUAAUCAGCUGUCAGCUGAGCUAGUGGGUUUCUAUCUAACCUACCCACCUCUCACCAUUGCAGAAUCUUUGGAGUAUCCAAACCUUGAUGUCUCAGAGUCAACUAGAGACUACUGGGUGAUCACAGUUAUACAAGGGGUUGAUAUUGCGUUGCUGGGACUGAACAACCAGAGCUUUGCAAGGCUGAUGGAGCAGCGCUUGGCCCCGCUGUUCAUGAUGUCCCAUCAGCAAGGAAGACGAUUUAAACGUGCCACCACUGUGGGCAGCUACACUGUACAGAUGGUUAAAAUCCAACGAAUUCCAGGACCCAAGGAGCCAGCGGAACUGACGUACUAUACUUUAUACAAUGGCAAACCUUUGCUGGGCACUGCAGCUGCCAAAAUCCUGAGUACUGUUGACUCCCAGCGAAUGGCCUUGACGUUAGGUUAUGUGAUUCAAGUUCAAGCUGAUCCCGUGGUGAAGAACCCACCAAACAACCUGUGGAUCAUUGCAGCAGUGCUGGCUCCCAUUGCUGUGGUUACGGUUAUCAUCAUUAUUAUUACGGCAGUUCUGUGCAGGAAAAACAAGAAUGACUUCAAACCGGACACCAUGAUGAACCUGCCUCAAAGAGCUAAACCAGUGCAAGGCUUCGACUACGCCAAACAACACUUAGGGCAGCAGGGAGCUGAAGAUGAAGUUUUGCCUGUAACUCAGGAGACCGUCGUACUUCCACUCGCAGUGAGAGAUGCUCCUGCCUCCCAGGAGAGAGAAAUUACUCAGGAUGGGAGCACCAUUAAAACUGCCCAAUCCAACGAAACAAGGAAAAGCCAGUCCCCGAGUCAGAACGGCUCCAUCAUCAGCAACGAGUCGGGAAAGCCCAGCUCCAGCCGGAGCUCCCCGCAGAAAGUAAUGGCACCACAAAAAGUGACAAAGGACGAAGGAAGGAAAAGAAACGGUUUUAAAUCUUCAAAGAAAAUUGUGCCAAUCAGCGAUGAAGAGGAAGGAGGCAUUCUCUUUGAUAACAUUGCCAAAUCUGCCAUCGACCCCUUUGACACCUCUUCUGGCUCAGUACAGCUGAUAGCUAUCAAACCCGUGGCACUACCUCCUGUUCACGCCGCCUCAGACAGGAGCCAGGAAUCUGCCAUCAUUAACGGAGAGGUGAACAAGGCUUUGAAGCAGAAGUCCGAUAUAGAGCAUUACCGCAACAAGCUGCGCUUGAAAGCCAAGAGGAAGGGGUACUAUGAUUUCCCGCAGGUUGAUCACAACAAGGGGCUGACAGACAGAAAAAGGAUGUAUGAAAAAAAGCAGAAAGAAAUCGACCACAUUUUGGAUCCAGAUCCAGAUGUCUCAUCUCCGUUUGCUGAGCCUAAGAACAGGCAACCGAUGAAGAACUCUGUAUACAGAAGCAGGCAGUCUUUGAACAGUCCUAGCCCAGGAGAAACUGAGAUGGAUCUUCUAGUGACUCGAGAAAGACCUAGGCGAGGAAUCCGUAACAGUGGAUAUGAUACUGAGCCCGAAAUUAUAGAAGAAACAAAUGUUGACCGUGUCAAUGAGCCUCGGAGCUACACCAGGUCCCGUCAGGCCAAAGGCCAUUCAGAGACCUCAACUUUAAGUUCUCAGCCCUCCAUUGAUGAGGUUCGACAGCAGAUGCAUAUGCUCUUGGAAGAGGCUUUCAGCCUGGCCUCUGCGGGCCACGGAGGACAGAGCAGGCAGGAGGCCUACAGCUCAGCACCACACUUGCCCUACUCAGAGGUGGUGACCAGCGCUCCUGGUACCAUGACCCGACCUAGAGGGGGUGUGCAGUGGGUCCCCACAUACAGACCAGAAAUGUAUCAGUACAGUCUGCCAAGACCAGCUUACAGAUUUUCUCAGCUUCCUGAGAUGGUAAUGGGAUCUCCUCCUCCUCCUGUCCCUCCCAGAACCGGUCCUGUGGCUGUGGCCUCUCUCAGGAGGUCUACAUCAGAUAUUGGCAGCAAAGUGAGAAUACCUGAGUCCAGUGGGGUGGAUCCGGCCCAGCAUCAUGAUCAGGCAUCUUUUGCACCUGGUUCAAGAGCUCCAAUGUCUGUUGGCCCACUUGAUCAAUCAGCUUUUCACUCAGGAAAUACAGUACCAGCAGUGUUUGCCAUACCAGCAGCAAACCGACCUGGCUUCACAGGCUAUUUUAUCCCAACGCCACCCACCGCAUACAGGAAUCAAGCCUGGCUGCCCUAUGCUGGAGAGAAUGAACUACCGGGACAGUGGGCAGACUCAGUUCCACUGCCUGGCUACAUCGAAGCUUACCCAAGGCCCCGCUACCAACACAAUUCUCCUUCACGACUGCCUCGCCAAUACAGCCAGCAGGCGAGCAUGCAUCCCAGCCUGGAACAAGCUCCUUUGCCGUCUGCCACAGCUUCUCAGCAGAGCCUGACGGAAAACGACCUGUCCGAUGCCCCUCUCACCAACAUUUCUACAGCUGCCCUUGUAAAGGCAAUAAGAGAAGAGGUUGCUAAACUGGCAAAGAAGCAAACAGAUAUGUUUGAGUUCCAGGUCUAACAUCUUUUGUGCACAGUAGUUGUAUCAUAUAAUUUGAAGUAGCCAAGGAAGUGAUCCCUUUAAUUUUCACUCACAAACUUGCUGUGAAUUGUGCCAAAGUGAUGGCAUUUUUCUCCAUAUGAAAAGUCAACACUAUGAAAUCACUUACCGUAGAGCAACAAGACUCUGCAGAUAUGCAUUCUGCUUGCCAGCUAAGGAAAUGCUGCCAGGUAACUGUUCAAUUCAGAUACUAUAGACCAUAUGCAAUUGUUAGUCACUUAGCACUUGUACUAUGACCCAUUGUCACUAGAGAUGCUGCUGAACAUGUCUGUGACACAGUGUUUCAUUUGCAGGCCCAAAGGUAGAGCUGCUGAAAAUAACUCCUGCAUGUCAAAACUUUAUUUCUUUGGUUAAAGAAGAAAACACAGUAUUACACAGAAAGCUGGAGGCCAUGGUAGGUGUGGUGGUUGGUGGCCAUGUUAAUUGCUGCGGGACAUUGUACAAGGAACGUUGAUUUCAUCAACAUGGACUCGUUCAGUGUUUUCUUUCUAGAGGCUGUAUUUAAACCAAAAGAAUCUGCGAUGAGUGAUACACAUAAAUGUCCUGUAAAUACCCCCGAUUCUCCUCAUCCUAUUAACAGUACAAUGAAGUGAAAGAACAGAAGACUGAAAGAGGUUAAUGAUAUUUUGAUAAUUGGUCCAUGAAUGCCACUGAUGAGUUAUGGAGGAGAAUUUUCAGUGUGAGACAACACAAUGCAUGAAGAGCUAACAAAGGAAAUUGGUGCUAGAAGCUUCCAGGAGAAAUAAAUAAAAGAGGUUAUUUGUGUUUGCUCUAUAUUCAGGCUUUUCACUUUCUAUGGAUGUGAAGAUGGUAAACCUGAGACCUUUGAGCAAGUAUUCCCAACCUGGAAUAAUGAAUACGCCUGCUUGUACAAGACGACCUCUGUUUAACACAGUGCUUUUUUUCUCUUUCUUAAGCAACGAUAUCUACUGAAGUGCUACAUGAAGCCACAGUGGAUCUUGCAAUGGAACAGUGAAUACACACCUAGGAAGUUCUGAAUGUAGAGGACCUGAUUAUAUAUUAACAUGUAAAUAAGUAAACGGUUAAAUGGAUUAAUGAAAAUACUAAUGUGCUGUGAAAAAGAGAGCAUUUCCAGAAGUGAUGCUGACUUUGUGUUGUUCAAGAUAAAGGUCACAAAUUGUUAAGCUGCAUUAUUGUAUGAAUCCAAACCCAAAAGAGAAUCAAACCAGUUGAAUGGGACAAAAAGUUUGUCUUUUGCAGUUGUACAGAAUAGUUGGAGAUCAUGAACAAUUGUUUUCAGUUCCUUUGCCAAUUAGCUUUGGGAACUGAAGUUGUUGCAAAAUACAUUGUGUUGGGCAUGUUUGAUGUCAACUGGAGUUAAAGGUAAUGUACUUCAUUUCAGUAAGCUAUCCUCAAUUGCGUAUGCUAUUUUGUCUGUUCAUUUCCUUUUCUUGAGUUUCUUUGGUCUUUAUUGGGGUGAGAAAGGGAACUUGGUUUAGCUUUUUGGCCAUCAAUAAAAUGAGAGGAGGAAAGAGGAGACUAGAAGAGGGGAAAGAAGAAAUUGAUGAAGCACAAACUUUUAAAACAGAGCUAUUUUUUCCCCAAAAUAAUUAUAUCAUAAACCCUGAGAUUGUGAUAUGUAGUUAUCCUAGAAUACACAGAUAUCUUCUGCUCCGAGACCUUAGAUAUUGCAGAAGUUUUUGGAAUGCUAACUGAUCUUUAAACGAAUGUGAAGUUUCAUUUUUAUUAUUUAAAAAUCAGAUAUAAAUAAAAUGUAUUUUUGUAAUCUCGAUGUAUAUAUGUGCUGUAUAUUUAUAUAAGUGACUAAUCUGCUAUAGUCGAAAAAUUUCCAUAAAUCAAGUGAAAAGAAAAGAAAAAAAAAAGAAAAAAUAAUUUUAAUGAUCAAUAUUAACAUGCUGUGUCUGGAAUACACAAAUGGUGGCUUGGAUAUUAAACAACCAAAGAAACUCAAUCUUUCAUAUACAUAUAAGUCUACUAAAGGCAGACUGCUGUCUAACUUACCUGUCCGCUAACUAACACUGAUCUUAUCAGUGUAACACAAUACAUCCAAAUGUCUUUUUGCGUUAACAGCUGCCUAAAAAUGUUGCAUUUAAAACUCACAGCUUGAAAGAUACCAGGCCAAACUCAGCGUGCCAUAAAAAUAAGUUCUGUUUGGCCUCAGUGGGAACUCAACCCACUGAGAGCAAGGCUGAAUCUCUGUAUUGGUUUUCAUCCAUACAUGCAAGUUUCACUAGAAUCAUGCAAACAAUAUUGUGCUUAUUUUUCAGUUGGUGUAUUUAAAUCACUGUAAUGUAAGUGCAGACAUAAUUUAAGAGCAGCUUCAUUUUAUUUAGCCUAAGCUGUUUAAUAACUGGCUUAAGCUAACUUGGUAAGUUAAAUCUUCAUUUAGUCAGCUGCCUUUUGCAUCAGCUUUUUGAAUGAUUCUUGUCGUUAUUCCAGUGAAAUUUUGUAUGCAGAUAGGGCCUUCUAUGCAAUGGGAGUGAAAUGCCCUCUGAAAUAAAUUUCUGUAUUUUAGACACAAGUUUUGCAGGGUUAUCCUAAAGCUGCAAGUGCAGAAGCAGCAGCAGUCAUGCAGACAGGAGUGCUGAAGCAAUAUAUCUGGGAAAGGUCAUGUUACAACGUAGUCCCAAAAGAGUCACAGGAGGUAGAAUGUAUCAGAUUUAAACAGCAUCUUCGGGACGCUCAGCUCUGCUUGUAAAUCUCUUCCCAUUCUUAAACUUAAGAGAUUUAACUGUUCUGUCAAAAAAUGUGUGAGGGUGAAGCCAAGCAUGUAUCUUGCCAUACUGAAAAUUUAAAAAGUUUGAAAAUUACGUAUGUGGUAUAGGGUUGGGAUACCUGCAUGCAAGCAAAAUGAACAAAAUAGAAAAACAAAACAAACAAGAACAACAAAACAAACAAAAGAACCAUAUAAAUUGCCAUCUAGAAGGACAAACCGUUUCAGUAAAGUUAAACAAAGUACUCUUCAUACAACUGAGGAAGACCUGUUAGACUUCAAAACUCAAUUUUGUUUGAUAUUGUAUUGAUGAUGUGCAGUCUACUGAAUAUUCCCUGAAUCAUCACUCUGAAACCAUUGUGGUACACUUUUAUUCGCAAAGGUAUUUUACAUUCUUCAUUCAUAAUGGGUUUUUAUCUUGUUUGUAAUGUUUCUAUAUAUUUUUUUUUAAGUACAAAGUAAGAUUAUAUCUAGACAGUAAGGACAUUCCUGGGAAAGAAAAAUCCAUGCUGUAAUAUUUAUAUUGUCUGAGCACAAAGCAAUGAAAAAGUGAAAAUAUAGUGUACAAAUAAUUUGUAAAAUAAUAAACAUUUUGUAUGGCUACAAUUACAAUAUAGUUUUUCAAUAUUGAUUUUGAAGCAGAAAGUUUACCUGUUGAAAGUUAUGACAUCAUCAGAACGUGUUGGUGUCACUUACUCCAGUAACAACUUAGGGCUUUUCUAGUAAAUGCCCCAACUUUCUUUAAAUUGUUGCUAAUGUUAGGAUGGAAAAAACUCUUUUCUGUGUACAGAAAUGUUGAUUUUCUGACCGAUACUUGUCUUCAGAUUUGUAAAUCAUUAAUAGAAACAUGGACAAAUGAAACACAUGUAAAAUUACUUCUCGGUAGGUGUGUAAUGACCAUUCUCAGUAGGUAUACAUACUGUGUGUGAUGCUUUAUUAACAUUACUAAAAGAGUAACUUUAAGAGGAGAAGAGGGCAUUCUUUGACAGUCAUUUCUGGAGACAGAUAUAUCUGGAAUUGUGAGGAGCUGUAACGCUGUAGAAAUUCAAUUAUUUUUUUUAAUCUAAUAAUAUUCUAGAUAGAACUUGAUAGAAAUGCAUGUAAAUCCUAUAUAGAAAUGGGAAAAUUAUCAUAAGUAAUGAUCAUUUCUUUUUCAGACUAAAUUUUAAAUGGGGAGACAUGGAGAACAGAAAACGUAAGCUAAAACUAUGAAGCAGGUAGAGAGCAGCAUUGGAUUCUGUGGCAGAACUGAUGUGAGGCCUCUGUCUUGUUUAAGGGGUGAUAAAUAGAAAACUAACUGCAAUUUCGGGAAACAUGUCAAGAUGUCUGUAAAGAAUGAAUUAAACUUUAAUGUAUUUUUUUCAGUCCUGCAUUGUAAAUAUAAGAGCUAAAUGCCUGCUUCUGAAAGUCUGAGGAAACUUGAAAGCAAUGAUAGUUUUCUGAGCUAGCAUGAGAAGCUGCUUCGUUUUGCUGACCUCGCACUACCUGUCCACAUGUGAGCAGCUCCAAGCACAGUGUCUAAGGUUUCUGUAAAACAGUGAUGGUCUUGACCUUAUAUUUCUUGUACAUAAAAAAAUCUCGCAGUGGCUUCUCAUACCUUGUUGCCAUGCAAUUGGGUAGGAGGAGAACAAGUGUGAGAUAGUAUGAAGGACGUUAAGGGGUCAGAAGUACCCUAACAGUCUGGAAGCCAUGCAUCUUCUUGAUGCUUGCUACGUUAUACCUACUAGAAAAUGGUUGUUUAAAGCAGCUGUCCUUGGAAAGGUGCAUUGCUUUCACUGUUAAUGACGGAUAUGUAUUAAUUAAUACUCGGUCCAAAUACAAGAAUGUAUCAAUUAAUGCUUCCACUCCAUUGUGCAAGCCAUGUGCAUACUCUGUGUAGCUCCACAUGAGAACGUGGCAAAAUGAGCAUGAGAGCUUUCCAGGGUUACUUAAUCUCAAGUUGUAUGUCAUUUUAUAUGUAUUUUACCAUUUGAAAAAAAAAAUGUGCAGACACUAUGCUAGUAUAUUAAUACUAUUAGCCUUUUUUCUUUUUUUAUGGGCUUUCUGAAAAAGAGGAAAGUUUGGUCUACUAAGGUAGGAGUGCUUACUUGUCACUACUACCGCCUUCUCAGUCUGCUAUCAUAUCCGAUGGAUCAGAUCUUUCCCCUCCCCACUUAACUCUACUUCUACAAGGGUACAAAUACACAGUUGUUUUUUUUUUUGAGUAAGUCGUGUAAUUUUGAAAAUAAGUAUAUGGGGGUAAAUAACAUCUCUGUGAUCUCUCCAGAUACGUUAUUGGUCUGCUGAGUAAUUUUUCAACACAGUGUGCAUUUAAAGAGAAAUGAAUCAGCUCAAGCCUGUUUACUAUAAAGUGAUUUAUACCUCUACUGUAGAUUUUGUAACAGGUCUAUGUAGAAUCAGUAUGGCAAAUGGUUACUUAAACUUUCUAUGCUAGACUUUCUUUUCACGGGUUAAUGUUUUGAACAUAACUCCAGGACUGUGUAAGAUUGUGUUGCUUAUCAAAACACUUUGAAGUGUAGGCAUGCAAAAUGAGGAUGAGUACUCAUUGAGAAUGCAUUUAUGAACUGUUGCCUUUCUCUUGUAAAUAAAUAAUGUAAAAAUUUA